AGCGGGCAUCAAAAAGCCUUUACGUCAAGCCAGACAGGAAGGAGAGAGAGAGAGAGAGAGCGCAUCUGAUGGCACCGUAGACGGGUCCCCGCGUCCCGCCGACACAAGUACGUGAUUCGUCGUGGACGAGUGCGAGUCGACGGCUGCGAUGCACACCCGCUCCUCGCUCCCCUGUUUCACACGGAUUUCUGUGUCUGUGUGCGCCGAGGCAGGGCUGAUCUUAUGGCGGACACCAGCCCGCCUUCUACCGUCGUCCAUCUGAUCCACUGUGAGAGGGAAUAACUCGACGAGGUGAGAUGAAACGCCAACAGCGACCAUCGCUGCUCGCCUUGUCGGCACUCCUGCUCUGCACACUGAACCAGACAGCUGGCUCCAGCGGAUCUCAUGGCAGCAGCUCGGCAUCCUCAUCAACAACAUCAUCAUCAUCAUCAUCAUCAUCGACAGCAUCCCCAUCUGAGGUGAGAGGCAGGAAUCAUUUGGGCACGCUCAGACAGACUGGUGGCAGUUCUAACAAUGGCAAUCACAGCCACGAAAGUAGGCCAUCACCAAAGCUCAAGGAGGUAACAGGCCGAGCCAAUAGUUUCUCUUCUGACACCAGCAGAGGCAAUGUUUCUACUGUGAUAUCUGAGAGGUCUGGCAGGGCACCAAGCUGGAGGCUGGAUGAAGGGGUGUCACCGCUGUGUGCCUACCGGGUGUUCGAGGGAGGCAUUGGUGGGCAGCUGUGCUUUCGAUACACGCUGCCCGGGUACACAUGUGGUAAAGGAGACUGCAGGGCAGUGGUGUCUCUGGGGAGCCUGCUGGCAAAUAUUCUCAUCAACGGCAGCGUACUGUUACAGUGGACCCACGAGGGGCCACGGUCCAUGAUGACCAAGAAGCCAAAGGAGAUUGCAGCCGGUCAGAACAGCAGCGGGGAAAGUCUAACGAGAGAGGAAAAUCCGAGAUCAGACACUGUUACGGGGGGCAGGCGACGCCACAGACGGGGGGGCUUCGAGUUGAGCUGCUGGUGGAACGGAAGCUACACUCAGUUCGAGUGCCCCGGUGUCCAUCUUGGGUCCGGCUGCAGGGACUUUCUGCUGACCGAGCUGCAUGAGAGCAUCCCCUACCGCAUCUGCCUGCGCUCCCUGGCCCACUCUGACCCCGCUCAGAGGGCAGACCACCAGGACUGUGUGGAGUUCACCCUGCCGCCGUCUGGGAUGCAGGACAUUGUGAUUGCCAUGACAACGGUGGGGGGAGCUAUUUGCGUGAUGCUGGUCAUCAUCUGCUUGCUGGUGGCAUACAUCACAGAGAACAUCAUGAGCCCCACGUCACAGCACACAUACUCCUACCGCACUCAUUCGCGUCACUGAUGCUGCACUGUCCCCCAAGAGUCCAAGAUGCACUGCGACAUGAAGAAGACGUCCCCGACAUCUGCUGUCCAUGAUGACCAUGUCUAAUUUCACAAUCACAGUCACUCAUCGUCAACAAUAACGACUUCUCAGUCAGACGUGUAAUAUGAUACACACAUCCUGUUUUGACUGGUCCGAAGUACAGUCUACUGUGGCUCUGCAAACAACAUGCCUUGUCAACCUCUGCGAGGAUGCACUGAACCAAAAGUACUGAUGACCUACAUUUACUAAUACAGUAGUUUACUGUGUUUCUGUUUUAGUUCCAGGCUGUCUUUGAUUGAGUCUGCCAGCCUGUAUGCUGGCAGCAUUUAUACAGCAAUACACUUAACAAAAUGGCUUUGAAUACAUCAGAAACAGUUUUUUUCUUUUGCUAAAUGUACAGCCUGUGAAAGUGUCCAGGGUUGUCCUGCUUUUGCAAGGGUCACAGGAAAAUAAAACUUAAUGAUCCCCCCCCCCCACACACACUUUACUGAAUAAUUCCACACAUCUUGUUUUGCUUUGAAGUCUGCAUAUGUGUUUGUACCACUUUGUGAGGGGCAAUCCAAUGUGGUGUACAAUCUCCAAAUACUGUGCCAAACAACUUGAGUUAGAAAUCCCUUAUGUCCUGCUGUGAGUGAAUAAAGUACCAUGAGGUCAUUUUUAAUACUUUACAGCUGUG
Messenger RNA from Acanthopagrus latus (yellowfin seabream), 2043 nucleotides. RefSeq names its product fibronectin type III domain containing 10 (gene fndc10). The coding region runs from base 297 to 1346 and encodes 349 amino acids. The transcript is spliced from 2 exons. NCBI's taxonomy places the organism in Eukaryota, Metazoa, Chordata, Actinopteri, Spariformes, Sparidae. The record is from RefSeq and is a predicted model, not a curated record.